Apis mellifera (honey bee) is the source of this 3419-nucleotide messenger RNA. Its product is annotated as U3 small nucleolar ribonucleoprotein protein MPP10. NCBI's taxonomy places the organism in Eukaryota, Metazoa, Arthropoda, Insecta, Hymenoptera, Apidae. The transcript is spliced from 4 exons. The record is from RefSeq and is a predicted model, not a curated record. Gene Ontology annotation, cellular component: nucleus; small-subunit processome; sno(s)RNA-containing ribonucleoprotein complex. Gene Ontology annotation, biological process: rRNA processing. The coding region runs from base 144 to 2063 and encodes 639 amino acids.
UAAUAUUCAUUAAUAAUUAUUGAUACAUCAUAAAUAUAUGUUAUAACAUAACCACAGUUAAUGCUGACUUCUUCACAAACGAGAACAUAACCUAUCAAUUAAAUAUUUUUUUGUUAAUUCAAAAAUAAAUGUAAAUAUAUAAUAUGGCAGAUGUAGAAAUACUUAAUAGUGUUAUAAAUACAAUUGAUCAUAAUACUAAAAAACCGGAACAAUUUUUAAGCAUACAAAAUGAAGUUGCUGUUGAUUUUAAAAAUUCCCUAAAGCGCUUAUAUGAUUUUACAAAAUUAGAAACACAAAGAAACACAAAUGCUUUACCAGAACUUAUUACAGAAGGUUUUGAUGAAGAACAAAUCUGGCAGCAAAUUGAAUUGCAGAAUGAAAGUGAACUUGAUUACUUAAUUGAUGGUGUUUCUAAAUCUUUAGCUGAAAAUAAAAAGUUGACAAUUAGUAUAACAAAACCUAAAUCUGUAUAUAAUAGUGAAGAAAAUUUAUCAGAAAAAGAAAAAAAAAUAGUGGAAGAAGAAACAUCUGAUGAUGAUGAUGAUGAUGAUGAGGAAUUUAAAAGUAAUUUAAAAAAACAAAAGAAAGACGUAAGAAAAAGAAAAAAAAAAUCAUCAAUAGUAGAUGAUAAGUUCUUUAAAUUAGAAGAACUAGAUGAAUAUUUAACAAAAGAGGAAAAGAAAGAGAAACAAAAUGAAAAAAAUGAGGAAAAAUCCGAUGAUGAAUUUGUAGAUUUAUUCAAUGAUUUUUCCGAUAAUGAUAAUAAAACUGAAGAAGCAAAAUUAUUAAAAUAUGCAGACUUUUUUGAUAGUCCAGAAAGUGAAGACGAGAAUCUUGAUAAUUCUAUACAACAUAAAGAAACAAAUGAUGAAGAAGAAUUAGAGGAAAAUGAAUUAGAUGAUAAUGAAUUACUGGAAUCACUAGAUAGUGAUUCAAAUAAUGAAAUAGAUGUUGAUAAUGAAAUGGAAGAAAAAAGUUCUUCCAAAAAAAAAGUUACAUUUAAUCUUACUAAUGAUUCUGAUGAAACAGAUAGUUUAGAAAAUAAAAAUAUCAAUAAGGAAGUUGAUGUAGAAAUUAAAUCUUCUCUAGAAAUGCGACAAGAGAGAUUAAAAAAUAAAAUUGGAAAAUUAGAAGAAGAAGCUCUUGCAGAGAAACCUUGGCAAUUAAAGGGUGAAGUUAGUGCAUCAAAUAGACCACAGAAUUCUUUACUAGAAGAAUUUGUGGAAUUUGAUAUUACAACUAGACCUCCACCUGUGAUUACUGAACAAACAACUCUUAAAUUAGAAGAUAUAAUUAAGCAAAGGAUAAAGGACAAAGCUUGGGAUGAUGUUCAGAAAAAAUUUAAACCAGUUGAAACUCCUUUAGAGUAUAAGAAAAAAUUGAUCUUGAAUCAAGAAAAAAGUAAAGAAAGUUUAUCUCAAAUUUAUGAAAAUGAGUAUCUUAAACAGAAGGAAGCUUUAAAUCCGGAUAAUACUGAAAAGGAAGAAGAAGAACCAAAAUUGCAUACGGAAAUCCGUGAAAUGAUGCAUUCAGUGUUUUCCAAAUUAGAUGCUUUGUCUAAUUUCCAUUAUACACCAAAACAGGUUCAACCAGAGAUUAAAAUUAUUAGUAAUAUGCCUGCAAUUAACAUGGAAGAAGUAGCCCCAAUCGGAAUGAGUGAUGCUGCCUUAUUAGCUCCAGAAGAAAUUAAAGCGAAACCGCGAGGCGAUUUGAUUGGUAAAGCAGAAAGAACUAAAACGGAUAUGAAACGUGAACGAAGACGUAAAAAGAUGAGACAACGUGCGCGGCAACAAGCUAUAGAGAAAAAGGAGAAAUUGAAUGCAAUCAAGCCGGGUAUCGCUAAGAAAUAUAAGAAAGAAAAGACGACAGAAUUGGCAAAGAAAUUAAGUAAAAAUCGAAAUAUUAUAAGAAUGGAUGAGUCAAGUUUCAAAGCUCCGAAAACUUCGACAGCCUUUUUCACUCAACUACAAGAUGAAGUGAAAAGUCACAUUAAAGCAAAAAUUAAUACAGAUACUAAGAAAAAACAAAAGAAUGUUUUAUCUGCAAAAAAAUUAAAAUUAUAAUUUUUGUACAAAUAUUUAAAUACAAAUUAAAGAUAUUGUAUAAUUGAUAUUUAAUUUCUUGCAACCUAUUCUUUUUUUCAUUACAUAAAAUGUAAUAAGUAAAUAAAUUCAUUUUAUACAGACUUUUUUUUUUAAAACAAAGAUACUUUUAAUAAGAUAUUUUUAGUAAAAGUGAGAAAAGAAUAAUCUUAACAUUAAAAAGGAGAAAGGAUUAUAGAAUGCUUCACAAGUAUGUUUUGAAGUUUAAUCAAUUAAUUGCGUUAUACAUAUUGAUGCCUUCGUCGACUUCAAUAUGUUAAUUAUUGUCAGUAAUCGUAGCUACUUUCGACAAAGGAUGAUUAAAAAGAAUUAUACGUGUAAUGUAAAUUUUUAUAUAUAUUAGUGACAAAUGUUCCCAAUUCAUCAUGAUAUGCUGCAACUGUUCUUUCGUUCUACUUAAUAAGAAUUUGCUAGACAUGUACAUCUACAAUGCACUAAAUCACACGCGGUUACUUAUAAAUGCAAUUAUGCUUUUGUAUGUGUAACAUUAUCUAUAUUUUCUUUAGAAAUAUCUAAAAAUGGUGUUUGCUUUUUUUUGUUUGCACAGAGAAGCAAAGUGGAUUACAUAUAACUUUUUGUACAUUAUUGUUGUUGGUGAAUUCAAACAAUGUUUUUCGUUCAGCGUCGAUUUUGACGAUUGCACUAUUUAUAAUUACAAAGAUCUAAAAUAAAAUAACUAAGCUAAUCUUAAAAAUCUAAUCAUAAGCUGGUAUUAAAAUUACCAUGAUUUACGUUUAAGUUUGAUUAAGAAAUUUUUAAAAAUACUUUGUUUUAUUUUUGUUUUUUUCUUAUCGUUUAGAAUGCAUUUUUCUAAACGUUUAUCGAAGUAUGCUAGUUUCUUCUUUGAAAUAAAAUCGCUACGUAAAAAAGGAGAGAAAUUACUCUCUAUUACUUAUUAAUAAGCACAGAUGAGCACGUUAAAAUUCUAUAAAAAUGUAAAGUGAUAAUAAUCAUAUAAAAUACAUAUAAUCCGAUACAUUUUCAUUUGAAAUCUUAAUGAAGAAUCACUUUUUCUUAAACAAUUACAAAUUCUACACGCAUUUUUUGCCUUUUCUUUUUUAUCCAAAAUUUUAUACAUAUACUUACAUUCAUUUAACAACAAUUCAAUGAAAUUUCAAACUCUCUAUUAUCUUAUCGUUCUUGAAACUUCAUGUACAAUUUAAAUAUAACUUACGUUACUAUAAUUGCAUUUUCUUUCUUUAACAGUGAGAAGAGUUAAAAAGUCGUUUCUUAAUUUACACUGUCUUUUUUUAAAAUUGUUUCUUCUAUUUUAAGAUUAAAUCAAUAGAAAAAAAUGAUAAAAAAAAAAAAGAAUUU